This is a messenger RNA of Jaculus jaculus (lesser Egyptian jerboa), 1056 nucleotides long. It is a transcript of the gene Inhbc, whose product is annotated as inhibin subunit beta C. Gene Ontology annotation, molecular function: growth factor activity; hormone activity; cytokine activity. The transcript is spliced from 2 exons. The record is from RefSeq and is a predicted model, not a curated record. Gene Ontology annotation, cellular component: extracellular region. Lineage: Eukaryota; Metazoa; Chordata; Mammalia; Rodentia; Dipodidae. Gene Ontology annotation, biological process: SMAD protein signal transduction; BMP signaling pathway. Bases 1 to 1056 code for a protein of 351 amino acids.
AUGACCUCCUCCUUAUUCCUGGCAUUUCUAUUCCUGACUCCUACCAUAGUGAUCACCCUCAGAGCUGGUGGUCCGUGUCCAGCAUGUUGGGGGCUUGCCUGGGACCUGGAGAGCCAGCGGGACCUGCUUCUCGACUUGGCUAAGAGAAGUAUCCUGGACAAGCUGCACCUCAGCCAGCGCCCAACGCUAAGCCGGCCUGUGUCCAGAGCUGCUCUGAGGACCGCCCUGCAGCGCCUCCACAGGUUCCCCCAGGGGACCCUCCUGGAGGAUGACCUGAGACAGGAAUAUGAGAUCAUCAGCUUUGCUGAGACAGGCCUCUCCAGCAUCAACCAGACUCGCCUUGAUUUCCACUUCUCUGAGAGAACAGCUGGUGGCAUGGAGGUCCGGCAAGCCCACCUCAUGUUCUUUGUGCAACUUCCUCCCAAUGCCACCAGGACUAUGAAUGUGAGAGUCCUUGUGUUAAGACCAUAUGACACUAAUCUCACCUUGGCUACUCAGCACCUGCUGGAGGUGGAUGCCAGUGGCUGGCACCAGCUGUUCCUGGGGCCUGACGCUCAGGCUGCCUGCAGCCAGGGGCACCUUACCCUAGAGCUGGUACCUGAAAGCCACGUAGCCCAGAGCUCAGUUAUCCUGGCUGGGGCUGCUCAUAGGCCCUUUGUGGUCGCCCGGGUACGCGUUAGGGGCAAGCACCGGGUACGCCGAAGAGGCAUCGACUGCCAGGGCGGGUCCAGGAUGUGCUGCCGACAAGAGUUCUUUGUAGAUUUCCGUGAGAUUGGCUGGCACGACUGGAUCAUCCAGCCAGAAGGUUAUGCAAUGAACUUCUGCACAGGGCAGUGCCCACUACAUGUGGCAGGCAUGCCUGGUAUUGCUGCAUCCUUCCACACUGCAGUGCUCAAUCUCCUCAAAGCCAACACGGCGGCUGGCACCGCUGGAGGGGGCUCGUGCUGUGUGCCUACAGCGCGGCGCCCACUGUCUCUGCUGUACUACGACAGGGACAGCAACAUUGUCAAGACAGACAUACCUGACAUGGUGGUAGAGGCCUGUGGAUGCAGUUAG